This is a messenger RNA of Plutella xylostella (diamondback moth), 2513 nucleotides long. Its product is annotated as neuroendocrine convertase 1. NCBI's taxonomy places the organism in Eukaryota, Metazoa, Arthropoda, Insecta, Lepidoptera, Plutellidae. The record is from RefSeq and is a predicted model, not a curated record. Gene Ontology annotation, biological process: peptide hormone processing. Gene Ontology annotation, molecular function: serine-type endopeptidase activity. Gene Ontology annotation, cellular component: neuron projection; membrane.
AUAGGCCAGUUGGAAAAUCACUGUUUUUCCCGCUGCUGUUUUCAGGCUUUAGUGUUUGUCCUGUAGACGGCCGCGCAAGACAUCCUUCCAAACAACAACACAUGAAAAAAAACAAAAUAAAACAAUAAAACUCACAAAUUAUGAUAAAAGUUUUACUCCUAACAACUAUUUUAUCAGUGGCAUCAUGUCAAUUUAACUUGGACGCUGAUGAUGCAUGGUCAUCUGUCAUGGAGGUACCAGGAGCGCAGAGGUCCAAGGGUCACAGUGGUGAGGAGCACACGAGCGGGUUCGUCAACGAGUGGACGGUGGAAGUGGUGGGCGGUGCCGAGGUGGCUCAACUGGUGGCUUUAGAGCUGGGAUAUGUGUUUGGUGGUGAGGUGCUCGGUUUUCCGGGAACAUACAUAUUCUACAAGUACGGGCAUAGCAAGCAGCGACGCACCCCCAGCGACCACCACACGGCGAGCCUGAACAACGAUCGGAGGGUAAGAUGGGCCGAACAGUCUUUCAGCAAAACCCGAGUCAAGCGUUACCCCAUAGAUGGACCAGAGAAAAUACUGCACAGAGUGAAGAGGGUAGAAAAUGAGAGUAAAGCUGUUGACGAACCUGUCAAAGAGAGACAGAAGAGGGCUGUCAGGGCUGACCUCUUCAAUGACGAGCUUUGGACUGAUGAGUGGUAUUUGCACGACACUCGCACUCGCUCCGAUCUGCCGCGACUGGAUCUCAACGUGCUGCCCGUGUACAACAUGGGCUUCAAUGGCAAAGGCGUGCGAGUAACAGUAUUGGAUGACGGCAUCGAGCACAACCACACCGACUUGAAAACAAACUACGACCCAGAAAUAAGUUGGGAUUGUAACGACCGCGAUUCCGAUCCUAGUCCCCGCUACGAUGAACAAAAUUUGAAUUCUCAUGGAACUCGUUGCGCUGGCGAAAUAGCGAUGGUCGCUAACAAUAGGAAGUGCGGAGUAGGCGUGGCUUGGGGUGCCAGAAUAGGCGGAAUUCGAUUGCUCGAUGGACAAAUCACAGACCGAAUAGAGGGGGAAGCCAUAGGGUUCGCAUUUGAUAAAGUAGACAUCUACAGCGCUUCAUGGGGCCCUGAUGACAAUGGGGAGACUGUGGAGGGUCCCGGCCGCUUGGCCGCUGAGGCGUUUAGACGAGGAGUUACUCAGGGCCGUGGAGGCAAAGGCAGCAUUUAUAUCUGGGCUAAUGGAAAUGGUGGAAAAAAUCAUGACAACUGUAACUGUGACGGGUAUGCAUCCAGCAUUUAUACUAUUUCAAUAGCGAGCGCCUCCCAACACGGUCUGUUCCCCUGGUACGGGGAAAUCUGCUCUUCGACCCUGGCUACCACCUAUUCAUCGGGAGCUUAUAAGGAGCAGAAGAUUGCAACAACCGACAUCAGAAAUUCUUGCACGCUACGUCACACGGGCACCUCAGCAGCUGCCCCGCUCGCCGCCGGGAUCAUUGCCCUGGUUCUCAGCGCCAACCCUAAUUUAACAUGGCGUGAUGUUCAGCAUUUAAUCGUUUGGAAAUCGGAGUAUGCUCCUGUAUCCAACAAUCCUGGCUGGAAAAGAAAUGGGGCCGGCCUUCGUUUUGAUGUUCGAUUUGGCUUUGGACUUCUCAAUGCUGAAGCACUGGUGAAAGCGGCAUUAGAUUGGCAGAAUGUGCCCCAGAAAUACAUCUGCAAAGUGGACCCAAUAAUGUUGAACGAAAACGACAAUUUGAUCGAGACAGGAAAAACACAAGACGUUUAUUUUGAGGUGCUCAACGACUGUUUGGUGAACUAUGUGGAACACGUCCAACUGGUCGUGAGUCUCGCCUACAGUCGGCGCGGCGCUCUGCAGAUCGGCCUCACAUCGCCUCGAGGUACAAAAAUCCCGGUGCUUACCGCUCGUCCAAAAGAUUCUUCGACGAAUGGUUUUUCAGCAUGGCCAUUUAAUUCAGUGGCUACUUGGGGAGAAAACCCUAAAGGCGCUUGGGUCGCUAGUUUUACUGAUGAGUCAGACGAAGAGAACAGCGGCAAAUUGGAAUCUAUCAAACUUAUUAUCCACGGAACCUACCAAAUGCCCCAUCACAUGAGAAACGGGCCGAGAAGAUAUGACAACAACUACAGCUAUCAACAGAUAUUCAACUACUUCAAGCAGUAUGCGACUAACCUUAACACAGAAAAUGAUGAAAAUGCCAUGCCAACAGCUAAUACCAAUUACAAACAAAUGCAAGAUGAAUUGCUGAGAGUACACCAUAGAAACUAUUAAAAUAUCUACUACUUAUCUACUAUGUCUAUGUACCUUUUUGUAUGUACCUACCACACUAAAUGUAAUCUAUAAAAUUCAUUGAUAAAUUGUAAUAUGCCUUGCUUGUUGCAAUUUCAAGUUCCUAUUACAUUCGUAAUAAUUGUAUCUAGUCUGUUUGCUGACGUGUGGAAAUAUAAAUAAAAUCGUACUUAUCUUGUACACUUGUAUAAACACAAUUUAUGAGUUUAUUUGACCUUCCUUAAAAACACACGGAUACUAACGUCA